AAGCCGACAGGGGCGGCAGGGCCCGCGUAGUUGAAGGUGGGGGAGAAGGGCCCACGGAGAUGGACGGCGUUUUCCGUCGGCACCGAGAGGCGGAGGAAGAGGUCCGGGCUCUGGAGGCCGAGAUCGCAGCGUUGCGACGAGUGUGUGCGGAGCCGCCGCCGCCGGAGGAAGAGGAGGAGGAGGAGGAGGAGGAGAGGCUGAAAGCCAUAAAACUAUUUCAAGAAAUACCAAAUGCCCAGCCCGAAGAAUGGGAGUCUGUCAUAGAUCUGCAAACUCAGCUGAAGCAAUGUGAAUCAGACCUUUCCUUUUUAAAGAAACUAACUGGCAUUGAUCUAAUAAAUUACUCCCAAGUGACAAUAAAGUCUGAAGGGAAAAAUAUACCAAGGAUCAGAUUCAAAGGAAAUUGCUCCACCUUGGAAUUUGAGCUCGAAUUUCAGCUUCUGGAAGCUCAGAGUGACAACAAUCAGACAUUUCGUAUUGCUGACCUCAGUAUAAUAAUGGAAUCCGUUGAAGAGUCUGAAUUGAGCCCACUGGUUUAUAGGGCAGAAGAGAAAGGGGACCUUUUCCAGUUUUUCAGAAGCCUUAAUGUUUUUGCUGAGUUGUAUGUACUUCGGGAGACUAUCCUCAAGCACCUCAAGGAAAAAUAUCCUGACAUUGUAAGCCUGCCUGCAGGAGCGUCAGCACAGUACAUGACUAUAAAGAACCCUCGCCUCCCUGGAUUUGCGUUUGUCAUUGUUUGGCUGAUACAGAUCACUGAUGAUGGAAUAGUCUGGCCCAAUUUGGAUCUACUGGUCAAAAUCUCAGAACAAGCCCUUGCCCUGGACAAACUGAAGGUUGUGGAAAAUGCUCCUCGCUCCUUCCGAGCACUGCUGCGGGUGUUUGGGAUUGAGGUCACCUUUGAAAAGUUGAUCGAAUCAUUUUGCCUGUAAAAAUGAAGACUCAAUCGUUCAGAUCAUUCAAAUUCCUUUCCAGCUGCUAGCGUGAGAUUCUGCUGGUUCUGCAGUCUAUAAUUUUAUUGAAUAUAAACAUUAGUUAUUUUCCAUUUAGAAACCAUACCCAUAAACCAUGCUAUCUGUACAAUUAUGGCACGUUAUAUAUAAAUUGUCAUAACAUGAAAAAUAAAUACAGCCAUUUAAAUACAAAAUGCCAAAUAACA
Molecule: messenger RNA, 1156 nt
Organism: Tachyglossus aculeatus (Australian echidna)
Lineage: Eukaryota; Metazoa; Chordata; Mammalia; Monotremata; Tachyglossidae
Gene: CENPP
Product: centromere protein P
Exons: 9
Coding region: 60-929 (289 amino acids)
Biological process (GO): CENP-A containing chromatin assembly
Cellular component (GO): chromosome, centromeric region; nucleus
Source: RefSeq, a predicted model, not a curated record